UUGGAGAUUCUUAGCUUAUAGGAAGAUGAACUUCAACAAUGUUAGAGUUCCAAAGGUGCCAGGGGGAGGUGCUGCUUCUGCUUUAAUUAAGGUGGGAGUAGUUGGUGGUCUUGGUCUGUAUGCAGCACUUAACAGCCUCUACAAUGUUGAGGGAGGGCAUCGGGCUAUUGUCUUCAACCGUUUAGUUGGUGUACAAGACAUGCAGGUUUAUCCUGAAGGAACACAUUUGAUGAUCCCAUGGUUUGAUAGGCCGGUGAUUUAUGACGUCCGUGCACGUCCUCAUCUCGUGGAGAGUACAUCAGGAAGCCGUGACCUCCAAAUGGUCAAGAUUGGACUUCGAGUUCUUACACGACCUGUGCCAGACCAGUUGCCUACAAUCUAUCGAACUCUUGGAGAGAAUUAUAAUGAGAGAGUCCUGCCUUCCAUAAUUCAUGAAACUUUGAAAGCUGUAGUAGCACAAUACAAUGCCAGUCAGCUUAUCACACAGAGAGAGGCUGUUAGUAGGGAAAUACGGAAGAUAUUGACAGAGAGGGCAGCUAACUUCAACAUUGCCUUGGAUGAUGUGUCCAUUACGAGCCUUACAUUCGGGAAGGAGUUUACAGCUGCAAUUGAAGCUAAACAGAUUGCCGCACAGGAAGCUGAGCGUGCCAAGUUUGUGGUAGAAAAAGCUGAGCAAGACAAGAGAAGUGCUGUUAUCCGAGCACAGGGGGAAGCUAAGAGUGCCCAACUGAUUGGUCAAGCUAUUGCAAACAAUCCAGCCUUCAUCACCUUAAGGAAAAUUGAAGCUUCUAGAGAAAUAGCACAGACAAUUUCGAACUCAGCCAACCGAGUGUUCUUGAGUUCUGAGAACCUGUUGCUGAACCUUCAGGAGAUGAGUUUGGAGAAUGUGAAGAAAUAAAGAGGGCAUGAUUUGCUCACACCCCCAAUAGCUUUCCUAGAUGGCAAGAAAUAAGUGCUCACAUCAUAGACUGCGGGAGUUAGAUUCUUCGUUGUAGUCAAGGGUUCGUUCGUUCUUUUGGUAGAUUUAUACAUAGGGAACACCAGGACUUUUGUGUAAAUGGAGAACCAGUUUGCCUUUUGAACUUUU
Messenger RNA from Telopea speciosissima, 1087 nucleotides. RefSeq names its product prohibitin-1, mitochondrial-like. The record is from RefSeq and is a predicted model, not a curated record. Lineage: Eukaryota; Viridiplantae; Streptophyta; Magnoliopsida; Proteales; Proteaceae. The transcript has 7 exons. Bases 26 to 898 code for a protein of 290 amino acids. Gene Ontology annotation, biological process: mitochondrion organization. Gene Ontology annotation, cellular component: mitochondrion; membrane.